AUGGACAGUGCAACUGGUAACCGACCUGAAGCUUUACUCAAGGGCACCGUCUUCCACACUACUCGAUUCGAUCGCUAUGAGACCGUUGUCGACUACGACCCAAGACAAUCGCUCAGCAUUACCGAAGCAAUGCUCAACGAGGUGUUGGCAAACAUUACGAUUUCUGCUGUCUCACUCGGCACCUGGUGGGACAUGAUACCAGUCACUAGUACCAGGUAUCGCAGUACAUACUUCCUCAGUAACCCGCUUAAUCUCAUCCUUCCAUACAGUAUAUGUCUAGCAGCAGCGACUGUCUUCAUGGCUAUUGGGAUAUGGUCGCUAUGGCGCAAUCGCGCGCCCGCGGUCGAUGGAGGCUUCCUCCAAAUCAUGAUGGCAGCCGUAGGCGAUACGGACAUGAGCCGAAUUGUACUGGAAGAAAGGGUAGCUGCGACAGAUGACAUGACCGAUGAGUUGAGGAGCUUGAAGAUUCGCUACGGUGGACUGGUGAAUGAAAACGCCGCGGGGGCAGAAGGCGAACGAUUGGGGUUUGGCACCAUGAAUGAGACCAUCUCGUUGAGAAGGAAGAGAUGA
This is a messenger RNA of Alternaria infectoria, 570 nucleotides long. RefSeq lists its product as uncharacterized. NCBI's taxonomy places the organism in Eukaryota, Fungi, Ascomycota, Dothideomycetes, Pleosporales, Pleosporaceae. The record is from RefSeq and is a predicted model, not a curated record. Bases 1 to 570 code for a protein of 189 amino acids. The transcript has 2 exons.